GGAGACUAUAGGACGAUUUUCUUGAGCUUGUGUGAAAAAUGCCCUUGCCACCGAAUCUUCCGGUUCCCCAUAUUGUGGGUGAUGAUGAAGUCGAUGAAAAUGCUCCACCGUCCCCAGGUCAGCGGCUGGAGACGGACUAUUGUCUCUCCGAUUCGUCCCACGAUUAUGAUCGCAAUGCAUUCGAAGAAGAGACUUCCUCUAGCUCGGACGGGGCUGAUUGGUCCAUGAAUGUUACUAGCAUAGCUGCCACCCCGGGACAUAUCCCGAUCGUUGCUGCUACGCCUAUGAUAAAACAUGUGGUUGCGGGACAGCGCCGACCUCCCAUACCGAUUUUUUCUGAAACUGAAAAUGAUGCUCCUCCAAUGGGGGAGAUGGAGGUUGAUCUAGAGCAGCCAUCGAUUUUUUCAUUUCUCAAUUUACACCGUACAUGUCUGGUGACCAAUGGAGUAACGUGGCUGCUGGCGAUCCUAAGGAAGAGGAGGUCACUAGCUCCUCAUCCAGUGACGACUCUUCGCCGAAACCACGUUCGUCGAGGAACUCGAGAAAAGCUAGGGCUGUGCGCAGGCUUCGCUCCGCUGCGAGAACCAUGGCAAGACGCAAGGCUCCGCGUGCGGGCGCAUGUCCAAGAAGAGAACUAGAGGAUUCCGGAUAAUGCUCUGGCCAAACCACUCGAUAUCACAGCUUACUUUCGUGUACUGUCCGCCAAUCUUGUCCGUUAUCGGUCACCCGUACUUCGUUCCAAUUUGUUCGUGACAGCUUCAAUCGCAUUUUGUUCGAGACCUAUGCAGAUCAAUCGUUGAUUCCUCCCUCAGCACGUUCUGUACGCUAGAGAGAGAAAAAAGAAAACAUACACAUGUAUAUGUAAUUUUUUGAAGAUGGAAAACAUGUUCUAAGAGAUUUGAAGAUUACUUUACAUGGAGUUUUGGAAUGGGUUUACAAAGUUUAAACGAAGCUUGUAUUUCAA
Drosophila serrata is the source of this 964-nucleotide messenger RNA. RefSeq lists its product as uncharacterized. The record is from RefSeq and is a predicted model, not a curated record. NCBI's taxonomy places the organism in Eukaryota, Metazoa, Arthropoda, Insecta, Diptera, Drosophilidae.